Cyprinodon tularosa is the source of this 1924-nucleotide messenger RNA. RefSeq names its product cytosolic 10-formyltetrahydrofolate dehydrogenase. Gene Ontology annotation, molecular function: formyltetrahydrofolate dehydrogenase activity; aldehyde dehydrogenase (NAD+) activity. The transcript has 16 exons. The coding region runs from base 43 to 1857 and encodes 604 amino acids. Lineage: Eukaryota; Metazoa; Chordata; Actinopteri; Cyprinodontiformes; Cyprinodontidae. The record is from RefSeq and is a predicted model, not a curated record.
CUGCAGCUGCUGGUGAAGAACCUGCAGUUUGAGGACGGGAAGAUGAUCCCUGCGGCGCAGUACUUCCGCUCCGGCAGCAGUGCAGCAGUUGAGCUCACUGAGGAGGAGAAAAGCUUCGCCGAGCAGAUGAGGGCCGUGUGGAAGAGUAUCCUGACCAACGUGAGUCAGGUUGAAGACUCCACGGAUUUCUUCAAAUCUGGAGCUGCUUCGAUGGACGUAGUCAGGCUGGUGGAGGAAGUCAAGCUCCGCGCCAGCAGCUGCCAGCUGCAGAACGAGGACGUCUACAUGAACACCACCUUCCAGGAUUUCAUCCAGAUGUGUGUCAGGAAGCUGCGUGGCGAGGAUGAGGAGGAGGAGCUGGUGGUGGACUAUGUGGAAAAGAAUAUCAACAACAUGACUGUAAAGAUCCCCCAUCAGCUGUUCAUCAACGGAGAGUUUGUUGAUGCUGAGGGAGGGAAGACCUACAAGAGCAUCAACCCCACCGACGGCACGGCCAUCUGUGAGGUGUCUCUGGCCCAAACCAGUGAUGUGGACAAGGCAGUGGCUGCUGCUAAGGAGGCGUUUGAAGACGGCGAAUGGGGCAAGAUGAACCCAAGGGACAGAGGCAGGCUGAUCUACAGACUGGCCGACCUCAUGGAGGAGCACCAGGAGGAGCUAGCUACCAUUGAAGCUAUCGACUCUGGAGCCGUUUACACCUUGGCCCUUAAGACUCACGUCGGCAUGUCCAUCCAGACGUUCCGAUAUUUCGCCGGCUGGUGCGACAAGAUCCAGGGCAGCACCAUCCCCAUCAACCAGGCCAGACCCAAUCGGAACCUGACCUUCACCAAAAAGGAACCAAUGGGGGUGUGCGCCAUCGUGAUUCCCUGGAACUACCCACUGAUGAUGCUGGCCUGGAAGACGGCCGCCUGCCUGGCGGCGGGGAACACUGUGGUCCUCAAACCGGCUCAGGUCACUCCGCUCACGGCGCUGAAGUUUGCUGAACUGGCAGCCAGAGCGGGGCUGCCUAAAGGGGUGGUUAACAUCCUGCCUGGAUCAGGUGCCCUGGUGGGCCAGCGUCUGUCCGACCAUCCAGAUGUCCGGAAACUGGGCUUUACAGGUUCUACUGAGAUCGGUAAACACAUCAUGAAGAGCUGUGCAGUCAGCAACGUGAAGAAGGUCUCCUUGGAGCUGGGAGGGAAAUCUCCUCUCAUCAUCUUCGAUGAUUGUGACAUGGACAAGGCCGUGCGCAUGGGCAUGAGCUCCGUGUUCUUCAACAAAGGGGAGAACUGCAUCGCCGCUGGCCGCCUGUUUGUGGAGGAAACCAUUCACGACCGCUUUGUGAACAAAGUGGUGGAGGAGGUUAAGAAGAUGAAGAUCGGUGAUCCGCUGGACCGCUCCACAGACCAUGGCCCUCAGAAUCACAAAGCCCAUCUGGACAAACUGUUGGAGUACUGCCAGAUGGGUGUGAAGGAGGGGGCCACCCUCAUCUAUGGUGGCAAACAGGUGCAGCGAGCAGGUUUCUUCUUUGAGCCCACGGUGUUUACUGAUGUCCAGGACCACAUGUUCAUCGCUAAAGAAGAGUCUUUUGGUCCAGUCAUGAUCAUUUCCAAGUUCAGGAGCGGUGAGGUGGACGAUGUCCUCAGGAGGGCCAAUGCUACAGAAUACGGCCUGGCUUCAGGCGUUUUCACGCGGGACAUCAGCAAAGCUCUGUACGUUAGCGAGCGGCUCAACGCCGGCACCGUUUUCGUCAACACUUACAACAAAACGGAUGUGGCCGCACCUUUUGGAGGAUUCAAACAGUCCGGAUUUGGCAAAGACCUGGGUCAGGAGGCCCUCAACGAAUACCUGAAGACAAAAGCUGUGACCAUCGAGUACUAAGGGAGCUCCCAGUAGGGGGCAGUACAUGAAGCAGAUGGUGUGUUAGGAUGCAGACAUAAUGACUACA